CAUACUUGUAAGAACUUUUAAAUUUUGUUUUCUUAAAAGAUAAAUUUUUAUAUAAUAUUAUUGUGAUAAAUUAUGGAGACUCCAAAAGGCUAUAGGGGCCCUCCACCAAGAAAAGAUUUGGUUGUUUCUCCUAGUAGAGAAAGAGAUUGGAAAGGAAAUGAUUUGUUUGGUACUGCAGAUACAGACAUGUCUGACGAGAGGCAUCGAGUUACCACACCUUACAGUGAAUCAGGCGCUGCUCCCGGUUUAAGUGGAGAUUACGUUGAUCCACAUUUAAAAAGUCAUCGUGAUUAUGAGUCAGAGUAUGCAAAGCUUGCAAUGCAAGGUGGACACAGAGAUCUUUUGCAUAUGGACAAUCAUAAUGAUGACUUAGAUAAUGGAAUAAAACACAGAGGUUGUGAAGAAAAUCUUUCUGAAUACAACAGACUAGCCAGACAAGGAGGGCACAAAGGUAUUCUUAGUAUGAAUGAUUCAGAUGAGAAACAGGAGUCUUCAAGAAAACAAAAAGGUUGUGAAAAUGUAUCAGAAUACAACAGAAUAGCUCUGCAAGGUGGACAUAAAGAUUUACUUGUUAUUGAAGAGAAUAAACGUCCAUCAAGUAAAGUAACUUACGCGCGCAAUGGUGGAGAUUGGUUUGCACAUAAUAACAACGAUUCACCACCGCAGAAGGUUUCUCAGAAACCUCCACCCAUACAAACAGGAUACAAUAGUAGUGAUGAAGAGGAGGAGAAAAACAAGAAGGAUCAUGAAGAAAAGAACGCACCUACUAAACCUGCGCCAAAACCAGCUAUUCAAUUUGGAGCUCUUCCUGGAGGAGAAGAACAACAACCUAGAACUGGUAAAAAACGUUUCGAACAACAACGUAGAGAUGCACCGUUUGCUACGAACUGGUAACGAAAUUGCUAGUGUUUAAUAUAUUAUCUCGUAUAAAUAUAUUUUGUAUAUGUUCUUGCCACAUCUUCAUUUUUUUUUUGGUGUGCACUUUCAGAUUGUGUUUUUCUUUGUAUAUAUUAUCUUUCAAUUUACUUUCAAAGUUUUAGCUCUGAUGCUUCUUGGAAUAUCUUGUUAUAAUAUUAUUUAUGGAAUGAAGUAAGGAUUAUAUGCGAAAAAUUUUGCGAAGUCGUGAAAUUCAAAAGUCCUAAAUUUUUUUUUCCUCUUACGAAAAAGAAUUUCCAAAACAAUCUUCACUGAAAGUGUUCAAGAUUACAAAUACAUUUAAAAAUGUUGAAAUUCUAAUUUCGUGCCCUGCUCUGUGCAUAGUAUAAAUCAAUUACCUAUUCGCAGAAAACUUUAGAUCAAUGAAAAUUUUGUCCUUCUGCAAAAGUUGAAUAGGAAUUCCCACGAUGUAUUUUCCAUCGCGUAUGCCACCUCAAUUAAACUAUGGCGCAGGCUAGAUUUCCACUCAAACCAAAACAAAACCGGGGUAAGAAUUUUGAUUGGUUAUUCUACGAAUUACGAGAAUAAUACUUCAAUUUUGAUUGGGUAUUCUACAAAUUACAUAAACAAUACUUAAUUUUAGUUGGUUAUGCUACAAAUUAUUCUUUGUGUUUAUUUAAAUUUCAAUCCGUGUCCGCAUAAAUAGUUUAAAUAAUUUCAAAUGUAGGUUCAGGAGCUAGAAAUCAUGUUAUCCGAACCGUUUCGGUUUUGUGUGGUCUUAACGUAUAUGACAUUUACUACUUCUAUUUCUAGUUUUAAUAAACUAUAUCUUCUGUCUAUUCAUGCUUAUUUAUUUCCAUAUUUGUAUUCAUAGCAUAAUAUUUAUGUUUUAAAAUGUGAAUAUAAUAUGUAUAAAGAAA
Messenger RNA from Hydractinia symbiolongicarpus, 1796 nucleotides. RefSeq lists its product as uncharacterized. The record is from RefSeq and is a predicted model, not a curated record. Bases 73 to 894 code for a protein of 273 amino acids. NCBI's taxonomy places the organism in Eukaryota, Metazoa, Cnidaria, Hydrozoa, Anthoathecata, Hydractiniidae. The transcript is spliced from 8 exons.